Molecule: messenger RNA, 344 nt
Organism: Tuber aestivum (summer truffle)
Lineage: Eukaryota; Fungi; Ascomycota; Pezizomycetes; Pezizales; Tuberaceae
Source: the annotation of a GenBank genome assembly
AUGUCGCAUUACAAUAGCACAGGGAUAAUGUUUACUGAUGGUCUAGGCAAGUAAUCCUGAACCAAUCUGGGUACCACUCACUAAGUAUGGCAGAGCAAACCGAGGCGCCCAUGACCACAGAGCAGAAGCGGCACUUUCUGGGAGUCUUAAACGCCUGGAUUAUGGAGGACAUCGGAAUCCAAAGGUCCCUACAAGCAUGGCUUGCCCGUGAACAACAGUUACGACAGUCUAUCUGUCAAGGGCAGGAGGAACACGAGAGAUUACGCAGUGAAAUUGUGGACCUGGUCAGCAGAGUUGAGGCCGCUGGUGGGGUUUACCCGGGGGUGGGCGAGCUGGGUGGGUGA